Acanthochromis polyacanthus (spiny chromis) is the source of this 3815-nucleotide messenger RNA. Its product is annotated as toll-like receptor 1. The transcript has 2 exons. The record is from RefSeq and is a predicted model, not a curated record. Gene Ontology annotation, molecular function: protein binding; transmembrane signaling receptor activity. Gene Ontology annotation, cellular component: membrane. NCBI's taxonomy places the organism in Eukaryota, Metazoa, Chordata, Actinopteri, Pomacentridae. Gene Ontology annotation, biological process: immune response; toll-like receptor signaling pathway; inflammatory response. Bases 143 to 2626 code for a protein of 827 amino acids.
AACAGGCAGAAAUCCAUACAAAAGAGGAAGUGAGAGGGGAUAAGGGGAAGAUAGCUUUAGCUUUUUGCUCUUCAUAACACAGCGGAUAAAUGUCAGCCCACAUCGCACACAGCACAGACCUGACCUGAUAACUUCUGAAGCCAUGUCUACGCACAGCCCUAAUGUAGUGUUGCUGAUUGGGACCACCAUCAUCAUAUCUCUGAUGAAAGCUGACUGCACAGCUGUAACGGAGGACUACAAUGGAUUUGAACUGUGCGUUACAUCAAGGCGAGGGAUUAAAGAUUUUUCACAUCAAAAUCUGACAGAUGUUCCCUCAAAUCUUUCCAACAACACACAGUAUUUGGAUAUUUCCUACAACCUCAUCCAAAGUCUGAAUGGAGCUCACUUUUCCGGACUGUUCCAGCUGUGUGUCCUGAAGGUAACUCACUGUGGACUGCAGGAAAUUUCACCCACUGCGUUCAGUCACACACCAGCACUCAAAUUUCUGAACAUAUCUCAUAAUAACUUACAUGUGAUCCCAGACAUUUCAGUGAAACAGCUUAAAGUUCUUGAUUUGGGGAACAAUCUGUUUAGCAGCUAUCAGACACCAGAAUCAUUUCAGAACUUCUCAAAUCUGGAUUUGCUGUCAAUAGGUAGCACAGCUGCUCCAUCAGUCAGCUACAAUGACUUUGAUCCUCUGAUGAAUGUAUCUGUACAUCAUCUGGUUUUGGGAGCAGGAAUUCCCUGGGAAAACUAUGAAUCUGGUUCUCUUGCGAAAAUGGAGUCUCUCCAAAAGGUUUCCAUCCAUGCAUCUUUUUGUGGGAAUUUCAGAAUGUUUGAGAAGGUCCUUGUGGACUUGAACGUGACAAAAGCAAAAUCACUGAGAUUCAUUACCUUCUUUCCAGACAACUGCCAGGUGAACAGUGACCCCUUUAAAAACCUAAGAACAAUGGCAUUUGUACAAAAUCUCACCAUAGAAAACACCUGGAUAAACAGCUCUUUUAUGGAGAAGCUUCUGAAGAAUGUGUGGCUGUCCUCUGUCUAUGACCUCUCAUUUGUUAACAUGACUUAUAAUGAAGAUACACCAGAUGGGUUUCAAUUUCACACCAUUAAUCACACGAUCAAUCUUUCUUCAGUUACCUUCAAUGGCAUAAAUCAUUAUCAAUACAAGUAUCCUACUUUCAACAUGAGUGUUGAAGCUUUCUCAAGACUGACCUAUUUGAAGUUUUCUGGGACUGGAAUGAACAUUUUACCCUGCAGAGUCAUGUCUGCCCUGCCGUCAUUGGAAACGCUCGACCUCUCCGACAACCUUUUAUCAGAGUCAGGCUUCUGGUGGUUUAUGUGCUCACCCACCUCUGCCUUUCCCAAACUGCGGCAGCUCUCUCUAAGCAAGAAUCGCUUCAGCAGUCUUUCAUUUAUCUCUCAGAAAAUGAAUGAGAUGAAAACUUUAGAAUCUCUGGAUCUCAGCUUCAACUCUAUCUCCUUAGAUGGGGACUGCUCUUGGCCUGCUGGGAUGAAAGAACUCAAUCUGGGAAACAACAACCUGGGGAACAGCGUCUUUCAAUACCUGUCAUCAAACUUUGAGAGGAUUGACUUGUCAAAGACAGGAAUAACUGCCAUAACUCAAGAAGCUCUGUCUUGCUUUCCCAAGCUGACAUACCUCAAACUCAGCUCCAACAGCAUCCGAGUUAUCCCUGUAGAUAUCAGCCUCCCCAAUCUGCUCAGUCUCUACAUAGAUCAGAAUGCUAUCACAUCUAUACCAAGGGAGGCACUGGGAGGGGUUCCCAAACUUCAGACCCUCGAUGCUGGAAGCAAUCCAUUUGUCUGCUCAUGUGAAUCCUAUUGGUUUGUUGCUGAUUUCAACAAAUCUUUGCUCCUGGACUGGCCGUUAAAUUACACCUGCAGUACCCCUCCAUCAUUUGCAGACUUAACACUGUCAGAGUUCAAAAGCAGUAAGCUCUCAUGUGAGACAGGACUUCAAGUUGCAGUUGCUUUGCCUGUGAUAAUAGUUAUAUCUGCUGCCAUAGGUCUGGUGCUCUAUAAAUGUGAUGGAGUCUGGUAUACAAAGAUGCUAUGGGUCUGGAUCAGGAUGAAAAGGAGAGGCAAGAAAUGCUCCAAUUUACUGAAGAAUGCAUCAUUUAGUUAUCAUGCAUUUAUAUCCUACAGUCAUCAGGACUCUGACUGGGUGGACAGCCAGCUGCUGCCCUCCAUGGAAGGUGCAGGACUUUCACUUUGCGCCCAUGAGCGAGACUUUGUCCCUGGUGAAUGGAUUAUAGACAACAUUAUCAACUGUGUGGAGUCCAGCUACAAGACACUGUUUGUCCUCUCCAGACAUUUUGUUCAGAGUGAAUGGUGCAACUACGAGCUGUUCUUUGCCCAGCACAGAGCCAUCAGUGUCCAGCGGGACUCUUUAGUCUUCAUAUUGUUGGAGCCCAUUCCAACAGACUGUAUUCCAAAGAAGUUCUUGAAACUCAGAAGUAUACUGAGGCAGCAGACAUACCUUGAAUGGCCAAACAAUGAACGGAAGCAGCAGGUUUUCUGGAGGAGUCUAAAAUCUAUGCUGCAUAUAGCAGACAAAUCUGUUGCUCUGAAGGAUGUAGCACUGGCCAUUUCAGAUACAGCAGCUCUGCUCACAGACGACCUAUAGGAGCAUAAGAUCAAAGUUAUAAAAGACUAUGUAAAAGCCAUACACACAUACUAAUAUGUACAAUGAAAACAGUUGUAAUUGCUGUCAGUGUUUAUAGUGUUUAUACCAGCCAUUAAGUUUUUUCCUGAUACAAUUCUAAUUUAAAAAAAUCCUCAGACCUCUUUCUUUUCAAAAAAACAAACCAAAAAAUGCCAAAACCAAACCAGCCAACCAAACAAACAAAAAACACCAAUGACUUUUAAAUAAUACAAGCAGUAAUGUCAAGAAAUCCUAUUUUUACUUGUCAGUCAUCAUAACUCAGACUAAGAUGUCCUUCUGACCUCUGAGCUUUUAGUAGUGAUAUUUAAUUAGACACAUUCAUAGAGACGUUUCAAGUUAUUAUUUAAAUUGAUAUUUCUGAAUGAAAUUUUUGAAACUAAACUGCAGAUAUCUGCAAUAAGAGGUCUCAUAAAACCUAACAGCAAAACAAGUUAAAAGGUAUGUACAGUAUAUUCUUAAGGAUUUCAACAAAGUGAGUACAUUUUUUGUUUUCAUUAGUUAUGAAUGAAUUACAGGGGCCAGUAACAUGGUUUACAGUGUUAAAAGUGUUUACCAAUGAGAACAAACAGAAAAACAGAGCUGUUUGUCAAAAAUCUAAAAACAUCAUGAAAAUAUGACUAGAAGCAUUAUGAUUUCAGGAGUGCCAAACGUUUAAGUAAUGCAGUGUCGUAUUAGUAGCAGAGGAAUGUAGGAUGUGUUCUGCUUUUGUUCGUGUCCUCUGGUUGGAGCUUUAACUGAAUCAAAUGUCUCCAUCUACUGUUUGUGAUGGUGAGAUACAGCGCGCAUGAAGGAACGAGUUCCCACAAAGCAUAUUUCACUUUUUGUUACUGUUUCUUUUUGUAUGACAUCAAUUAAAAUUAGAACUCAUCAAAAAUGUGCCAUUUUGAUUCUGAGUGUUUACAGAAAAACAAUGUUUUAGUGUGACAUUUUUAUAUUUGCAAGUUGUGUGAUUCAGUCUUCACUGUUAAUGCUUUGUAAGAAUUUAACAGGGAUGCUUUAAGAAUUAGUUAUGCUUUUUUGAAAAAUCAUUUGAUUUUUAUGAAUUAAAUGUGUGCAUUUAAAUGUUUAGAAUUCAGAUGGAAUCUCAGCUUAAUAUAUCCAAACUAUGUUGUAUAGUAAUUCAAAUAAAAUCAUUUCAAAGUAUCUUUAA